Molecule: messenger RNA, 627 nt
Organism: Phaedon cochleariae (mustard beetle)
Lineage: Eukaryota; Metazoa; Arthropoda; Insecta; Coleoptera; Chrysomelidae
Source: the annotation of a GenBank genome assembly
AUGUCCAAUUUAUCUGUUUUCUGUUGUUUGAAAGGAUGUUUGAACAAUUUCAGGUUUUCGCCAACAGUUUCGCACAUCCCUAGGGAAAAUCCAAUCCAGUUGGACACCUCAUUUAUGGGAUAUGAAGUUGUGAUAGUUAAAGGGGGUCAAAGAAUCUGCGGCUCUGGAGCAGCAUUAGGAAACGCGCCGUUGCAACAAUCAAAAUCGUACUUUGAGGUUAAAAUUCAGCAAAGUGGGUCCUGGGCCAUAGGUCUGGCUACAAGACAAACUGAUUUGAGUUUUGCACAAGGUGGAAUGGAUGAGUUUUCUUGGGUCCUUUCUCAUGAUCAUAUCAUUCGUCACAAUAAACAAGAGCUCUACAAAAUAAAUACAUCAGACAACCCUAGUACUGGGGAAAUACACAGUAUCCAAGAAGGUGAUAUAAUUGGUGUUGCUUAUGAUCAUAUUCAACUCAAGUUUUUUGUAAAUGGAACUGAGAUUGAUCAUCCUGUCAGUAAUGUUAAAGGGACAGUAUACCCUGCCUUGUAUGUUGAUGAUGGGGCCAUUUUGGACAUAAUUUUAGAUAAUUUCAACCACCAGUCACCUUCAGGUUUUGAAAAAAUUAUGCUGGAACAAUCUCUGCUUUAA